AUGAUUUCAUCGCCGUCUCCGACCAUAUUGAUGAAAAGCUCACUGGAGGAGACGUCGGAGUCUCUUCGCCGGCAUGACACGUGCGAGAUGUUCAAGGAUAGGUCGCCGUCGCUUCCUUCUCGGGUUACUUCCACAGCGCAAAUGUUGUCGCUUCGUCCAUCGCUUCCGACGAGCUUGCGUUAUACAAUUCCGCCGGAAAGCGGAGAGAAGGAUUGGAGCAAGAAAACGAGGAGUGAGCUAAUCUCAGAGGAGCAUAGAAAGGUGCAUGAAUCCGAAUGGGUCCAUAACCUCGAGGAUUUCAUCAACAAGGAACUUUGUGUCUGGUGUCGGGUUGCUAGAGGGGAGUGGCUCUCCGGGAAGAUACAAUCUACUUCCGGUGACACGGCGUGUGUUAUGUUGUCCAGUACCGAAGUUGUUGUGAGAGUAUCAAUGGAAGAGAUUUUUCCUGCAAACCCAUAUAUAUUGGAGGGAGUUGAAGACCUUAUACAGCUUAGUUAUUUGAAUGAGCCAUCUCUUCUUUACAACCUCCGAGUCAGAUAUUCACAAGACUUGAUUUAUAGUAAAGCAGGGCCAGUUUUGAUUGCAGUGAAUCCGUUUAAGAAUGUUCAGAUCUAUGGAAACGAUAUUCUAUCAGCCUAUCAGAACAAGGCUCUCGAUGCUCCUCAUGUUUAUGCUGUGGCGGAUGCAGCUUAUGAUGAGAUGAUGAGAGAGGAGAAGAACCAAUCUAUUAUCAUAAGUGGAGAAAGCGGAGCUGGGAAAACUGAGACAGCAAAAUAUGCAAUGCAGUACUUGGAAGCUCUUGGUGGAAGUAGCUUUGGGGUAGAAAAUGAAAUCUUAAAGACAAACUGUAUACUUGAAGCUUUUGGGAAUGCUAAAACAUCAAAAAAUGAUAACUCUAGCCGAUUCGGAAAGCUGAUGGAGAUUCAUUUUUGUGCAAAGGGAAAGAUAUGUGGAGCCAAACUUGAAACUUUCUCUUUUGAUCAGUCAAGGGUAGUUCAGCUGUCCGAUGGCGAGAGAUCCUACCAUAUCUUUUAUCAGUUGUGUGCUGGAGCUUCACCAAUGCUUAAAGAAAGAUUGAAGCUUAAAGCAGCAAGUGAAUAUAACUAUCUGAACCAGAGCAGUUGCUUAACCAUUGACCGUGUUGAUGAUACUCAGAAAUUUCACAAACUGAUGGAAGCUUUCAACAUUGUCCAAAUUCCUCAAGAUUAUCAAGAACGUGCAUUUGCACUGCUUGCAGCUGUGUUAUGGUUAGGGAAUGUAUCUUUUGAAGUGAUUGACAAUGAAAACCAUGUGGAAGUGGUGGCAGAUGAAGCUGUCACUAAUGUAGCUAUGUCAAUGGGAUGUAACUCACAAGAGCUUAUGGUGGUUUUGUCUACUUGCAAGCUCCAAGCUGGUAGAGAUUGCAUUGCUAAAAGACUGACACUACGACAGGCAACUGAUAUGAGGGAUUCCCUAGCAAAAAUCAUCUAUGCAAGCCUUUUCAACUGGCUUGUUGAGCAAAUAAAUACUUCAUUGGAAGUUGGUAAAUCACGUACAGGAAGAUCUAUUAGUAUCCUUGACAUUUAUGGGUUUGAGUCAUUUAAGAAAAAUAGCUUUGAACAAUUCUGCAUAAACUAUGCAAAUGAAAGACUGCAGCAACAUUUCAACCGACAUCUUUUUAAGCUUGAACAAGAGGAAUAUGAAGGGGAUGGUAUUGAUUGGACAAAGGUCGAAUUCAAAGACAAUCAAGAGUGUCUAGAUCUGAUUGAGAAGAAACCCAUUGGUUUGGUAUCACUACUAGAUGAGGAAUCAAAUUUUCCAAAGGCGACAGAUACAACGUUUGCCAACAAGCUCAAGCAGCAUUUGAAGGCUAACUCUUGCUUCAAGGGAGAAAGAGGUCAGGGGUUCAGAGUUAGUCAUUAUGCCGGAGAGGUUCUCUAUGAUACAAAUGGGUUCAUGGAAAAGAACAGAGAUCCGCUGCAUGUUGAUCUUAUCCAACUAUUAUCAUCUUGCAAAUGUCAAUUACUGAACUCGUUUUCUACUAAGAUGCGUCACAAGUCUCCAAAACCGGCAACCUUAUCGGACUCAAUGAAUCAAAGUGUGAUCACAAAGUUUAAGGGCCAACUUUUCAAGUUGAUGAACAAGUUAGAAGACACCACUCCUCACUUUAUUCGAUGCAUAAAGCCAAAUUCAAAGCAGUGUCCUGGACUUUACGAAGAGAGUCAUGUCCUACAACAGCUUAGAUGUUGUGGCGUUUUGGAGAUUGUUCGAAUAUCAAGAUCAGGAUAUCCUACUCGGUUGACACAUCAAGAGCUUGCAGUAAGAUAUGGGUUCCUACUGCUGGACACAAAAAUCUCCCAGGAUCCACUUAGCACAUCAAAUGCUAUUCUGAAACAAUGCAAUCUUCCUCCUGAAAUGUAUCAAGUUGGUUAUACGAAAGUAUACCUUCGCACUGGGCUAAUUGGCAUCCUUGAGGAUAGAAGAAAAUAUGUUCUGCGGGGUGUACUUGGAUUACAGAAACGAUUCCGUGGUUAUCAGUCGCGUGAAUACUUCCACAAUAUUAGGAAUGCGGCAGUGAUACUUCAAUCAUAUAUCCGCGGUGAAAAUACCAGGAGAAACUACAUUGUGGUUGAAAAAUCGGCUAUUGUUUCCUCAGCAAUAAUUGAAGAGCUUGAUGCAGUCAUACACUUGCAAUCUGUGGUACGCGGAUGGUUGGUUCGUAAACACUUACAAAAUAGUAUGCAACAGGAGAAACAAUCAAGCAAUGAGAAGAAAAGACCGAGAAUAAAGUCAAUGAGGAGAAUUUCAGAAGAGAAGGAUGGUCUUCUUUUAAGAUGGGCUCUUGCGGAUCUUCAGAGUAGGGUUCAGAGAGUCGAAGCAGCGAUAAUGCACAAGGAAGAUGAAAACACAGCAUUGCAGGAGGAGUUACAGCGGUUUAAGGAAAGAUGGUUGGAGCACGAAACAAGAAUGAAGUCAAUGGAGGAAACAUGGCAAAAACAUAUGUCGUCAAUGCAGAUGAGUCUCGUAGCUGCAUGUAAGAUUCUGGCUCCAGACAAGGCUGCGAGUCACGGUGAUGACUCAGAGGACACAAUGUCACUUGGAACGCCCACAAAAGAGCUUAAGGGUAGUUUGAAUGAUGUUAACAAUCUUGUUAUAGAAUGUGAUCAACGUAGAGUCGUAUUCGAUGAAGAUGUCAAGUGUCAUGGGGAAAUGAAAUUGGAACCAGACUCGAUUUCAGUCAAGAAGCAGCAUGCAGAAGAAGAACUAAGUAGACUGAAGUUAAGAUUUGAGAAGUGGAAGAAAGAUUACAGAGCAAGGCUACGAGGGACAAAGGCAAGGCUCCGGUUAAACGGGGAUAAAGAUCGUCACCGGAAAUGGUGGUGCAAGAAAAGCUUUUGA
Messenger RNA from Thlaspi arvense, 3378 nucleotides. Lineage: Eukaryota; Viridiplantae; Streptophyta; Magnoliopsida; Brassicales; Brassicaceae. The record is from the annotation of a GenBank genome assembly.